CCUAGUAGCCGGCAAAGUUUGCGUGCUAAUUCAUUUUAUUUAAUUAUUUCAUUUACGCUCGCCACUUGACAGUAAUGCCCAUUACGUAAUGGAGGCUAUUACCUUUGGAGUUCUGACCAUCAGUGACACCUGUUACCAGGCGCCGGCGAAGGACAAAAGCGGCCCAAAGCUGGUGAGGCUCAUUGGCGAGACCUUCCAGAAUGCCGAAGUGAUUGCCAGCAUUGUGCCAGACGAGCAGGAGCUCAUCCAGAGGGAGCUGCGCAAGUGGAUUGCUCGGGAGGAUCUGCGGGUGAUCCUGACCACCGGCGGGACUGGUUUUGCCCCGCGCGAUGUGACCCCAGAGGCCACAAAGCCGCUGCUGGAGAAGGAGUGCCCCCAACUGGCCCUGGUUAUUGCCCUAGGAUCGCUGCAGAAAACCAAAUUUGCGGCCCUUUCCCGGGGAGUCUGUGGCAUUGCUGGAAACACGCUGAUCCUUAACUUUCCGGGCAGCGAAAAGGCCGUGACCGAGUGCUUUGAGGCUGUCAGCGAGCUGCUGCCACAUGCCGUUCAUCUUAUCGGUGACGAGGUGGCUUUGGUAAGGAAAAUUCAUGCGGAAGUCCAGGGAACCCCAACGCAAUCCGCAUCUACAGUCAUCGCACGCACAGCCCAUGUGUGUCCCCACAAGACGGGAGCUGGCAGCGACUCGGAUCGCAAUUCUCCCUUUCCCAUGUUGCCCGUCCAAGAGGUGCUCUCCAUUAUCUUUGACACGGUGAAGAGGACCAGCGAUCUGGAGAAGCUACUGUGGCAGCAGACUUCGCCGGUGAACAUACCGCCCUUCAGGGCUUCCAUCAAGGAUGGCUAUGCCAUGAAGUCAACGGGAUUCUCUGGAACCAAGCGCGUCGUGGGAUACAUAGCUGCUGGAUCUGCACCUAAUCCUAGUCCUCUGGCGGAGGAUGAGUGUUUCAAGAUAAACACAGGAGCACCGUUGCCUCUGGAGGCGGAUUGUGUGGUGCAGGUGGAAGACACCAAGUUGCUGCAGCGGGACAAGCACGGUCAGGAGAGCCUGGUGGACAUUCUGGUGGAGCCACAGGCCGGCCUGGAUGUGCGGGCCAUUGGCCAUGAUCUGAGCACCCAGGAUCGCAUCUUCCCCUUUCCAGAUGCCUCUCCUGUAGUGGUCAAAUCCCUACUGGCCUCCGUGGGCAAGCGGUCGUCUGUGCGACGCCCCAAGGUGGCCAUAGUGUCCACCGGCAGUGAGCUGUUGGCUCCGCAUGAUCAGCCUGUGGCGGGCAAGAUCUACGACUCGAAUACCACCAUGUUGGAGGAGCUGCUGCUGUACUUUGGCUUCGAUUGCAUCCAAACCACCGUGCUGAGCGAUAGCUUUGAUGAAACCAAGCUGGCUUUGGUGAAUCUAUUCGAGACGGUGGACUUUGUCAUCUGCAGCGGUGGUGUAUCCAUGGGCGACAAGGACUUUGUGAAGCCUGUGCUGGAGCAUCUUCAGUUCAAGCUGCACUGCGGCCGGGUCAACAUGAAGCCCGGCAAGCCCAUGACCUUUGCCAGCCGGGAACAGAAGUACUUCUUUGGUUUGCCCGGGAAUCCCGUCUCUGCUUUUGUCACAUUCCAUCUGUUUGCCCUGCCCGCCAUCCGCUGGGCAGCUGGCUGGGAUCGUAGCAAGUGCACCCUGCCCGUACUCCAAGUGAAGCUGUUAAAUGAGCUGCCUUUGGAUGGCCGUCCGGAGUACGUGCGCGCCUCAGUGGUUUCCAAAAAUGGUGAACUCCAGGCCAGAAUCGUCGGAGAUCAAAUCAGCAGCCGCUUGCAGAGCAUCGUCGGCGCUGAUGUGCUCCUUCAUUUGCCGGGACGCACCUCGGAGCGGACGUCAGCUAGAGCAGGCGAGGUUUUUUCGGCCUCUGUACUACGCUACGACUUUAUCUCCAAGUACGAGUGAGAUCAUGACAAUACGAUGCUAAAAAACUGGUGCUGGGACCCCUCGAAUGUUAGAAAGACAUGACAAGAUGCCUUCCUAGAUUAGCACAAAAAAUUUAUUGUUUCAUCAUAUGUCGCAACCAUGAAGUCUAGAGUGUUCAAAACACUUCAGUGCUUAUCAGAGCGAGGCAUAUGUAUGUACUAUAGAUUUUUUUAUUUAUCUAUAAGUACACAUAAUACCUAUACAUACAUAUAAGUAUGCUUCUACACGAUGUUAUCUGAUUUUUAUGCAACAUGUUGCACUGAUUUUUACUAAAGUUUAUUAAAGAAACAAUUAUUAUCAGCUAA
Molecule: messenger RNA, 2247 nt
Organism: Drosophila kikkawai
Lineage: Eukaryota; Metazoa; Arthropoda; Insecta; Diptera; Drosophilidae
Gene: cin
Product: Molybdenum cofactor synthesis protein cinnamon
Biological process (GO): molybdenum incorporation into molybdenum-molybdopterin complex; gamma-aminobutyric acid receptor clustering; glycine receptor clustering
Cellular component (GO): postsynaptic membrane; postsynaptic specialization; cytosol
Molecular function (GO): molybdopterin molybdotransferase activity
Source: RefSeq, a predicted model, not a curated record